GAAUCUCAACAAGGUCACCAACGCCAAUUGCACUCACGCACGGAGGUUUUUUCAAUUGCAUCCAUCUUGUUCAAGUUUUGAAACCUACUUUUGUUUUCUGUAGAAUGUCAUACGCUUUUGCGGCUUCGAGGAGCUGCAACGCGGCACGUCCGACCUUCCGAAACGCCGCUCGGGUGACUGGAGUUGGCAAACGAAGGGCUUUGGCAUCGAUAAAUCACCAUCGGUUAUUCGCCUCUGGGGAUGGUUUGGCUAGCCAACACGGAAAGGGCGGGAUUCCGGGAAACUUUCGGAGCUCGAUGAAUUUCAGCAACACCAGCAGAGCGAUUUCGUUUUCGAGCACCGGCGACAGCGAUACGGUUUUGUCCAAGGACUUGCCAAACAUACGCUUCCUCGUUGCGCCACAGAUAUACGAAGAAGACGAUGGGGGGUGACAAAGUACAARUCAUACCUACGCCUUAUUGUAAAUUUCAAAUCAAUAGAAUGAUCCAACUUGU
This is a messenger RNA of Pseudo-nitzschia multistriata, 494 nucleotides long. Lineage: Eukaryota; Bacillariophyta; Bacillariophyceae; Bacillariales; Bacillariaceae. The record is from the annotation of a GenBank genome assembly.